AACAUCAGGUGCCACUUCUCAUCGAACUUUUUACCAGGUUUCACGCAGACAGGAAGCUGUAUUUUCCCCCUUUGUGUAUCCUUCGCAGAAAGAGGAAGUUUUUCAGUCGCCAGCUAAGCGCGCUCACAUGUUGUUGAAGUUCUGCCUGUCACUCAGCGCUGCUCUGUGGGGAAAAGACUCGCCUCUGCUAUGGACGUCUACCAGGAGGCCGUGAGCUAUCUCGGUUCGCAAAACGUGCCAGUGGAAGAGGAGGCAGAUGUCCUGGAGGAGGACGUUUUCCAAGAUGAGGCAGUGUCCUGUUUCCUCUCACCUCUUCACCCUGAGAGCAUAGACUUCCCCGACACCCCAACGUUGUUGACCCCGGAGGAAAUGUUGGAGAAGAGGCUUGUGGUCCUGAAAGGCGUCCUGGAGAGUGAGGAGGUUUAUCUCAGAGAGCUGGACACCCUGCUGAUGCCCAUGAAGGCUCUGCGGGCCUCAGCCGGUACCUCCCAGCCGGUUCUUUCCAGUCAAGAGGUCCAGACUGUUUUCUACCAGGUGCCUGAGAUCAGAGAUGUGCACCAGAGCUUUUACUCAGGCCUCAAGGCUCGUCUGGAUGCUCACAGCCAGCAGACUGAGGGUAGCUCUGUUGAAGAAACAGCAACCACCUACAACGACACUCUGAUGGUGGGGGACCUGUUUCUGAAAAUUGUGAACCAGAUUGGUCUGUACGGCGGCUUCAUUCAAAACUAUGAGCAGGCCGUUGAAGUUGUUAGGAAGUGCACCAGCUCCGACCCUCGCUUCCGAACUCUGGCCGAGAGCAUGAUGUCUAACAACGGAGCGGACAAAGCUCGGACUAAGUACACAUUUGAAGCUCUUCUAUACAAGCCUUUGGACCGAGUAACCAAGACGACAUUAGUGCUGCAAGACAUCCUGAAGACGACACCAGAGGAGCAUGCAGAUUACGCAGCGUUACAGGAAGCUCUGAGAUUGUCUAGGAGCUUCCUUUCUGGUGUCAAUGAGAGUUCACAGUGUAAACGAGAGGUCACACUCAGUCACGGCAUGAGACGUCAACUGAUGCGCGAUGGCUUUGUGGUGGAUGCGAGUGAAGGGGAACGCAGCCUGCGUCACCUCUUCCUUUACACCGACCUACUGCUGUGCACCAGACUCAAACAUGCAGCCAGAGGGAAGCAGGACCAGUACAGGUUCUGCUGGUAUGUGCCUCUCGCUGGUCUCAGACUUCGCUGGGUUGCAGAGCAGGAACGGCCGCAUGACAUGAACGACCGCUUACACACCUUAAGAACCAAGAUGUACAUCCUACGGCAGCAGCUACAGCAACACACGAAGCGGACCAGGGGCCUGGCUUUGGCAGCUCGCAGCAGGAAGAAACUGGAGCAGAUGGAGAUGCUGCUGCACACACACUCUCCAGCUUACAGACUGGAGCUGCACAGCCCUAGUGGCAAGAGCCACACUCUCGUCUUCUCUUCCCUGUAUGAACUAGAGGAAUGGAGAGAAGCCAUCCACAAACUCACCACAGACAACAUAGAAACUGUUCCUCCUGACCUGCUAACUCUCACCAGUGCAUGUGUGAAACUGAGAAUGACACAGCAGCCGCCUCUACACAGCAUCGACGCUGUGGAGGACGACAAGUCUUUAUGCGGGACUUUGAGCGUUUCCAUCCACUCUGCCGUUGGUCUGCAGCAGCCAGCUUGUGUGUAUGUGUGUAUAGAGGUGGAUGGCUAUGAGUUUUACGACACACAGGCCCAGACGCGGUCUUCAGCCCACAGCCUCAACCCACACUGGGAACAGGAGCUGUCUUUCCAGGUGGACGGUGCGCGGAAGAUGAAGGUGCUCUGUGUGAGUCAGUCGGACGGACAGGACGACGCUGUGCUGGGGAAGACAACUGUAGGGCUUGAAUCUAAAACUCUAACCAAGCGGUGGAAGAGGCAGACUCUACAGCUCGGCCAGGUGGAGGUGACCCUCUCCCUGAAGUACGGUCCCCACCCUCUGCAACCACCCAGCAACUCAGUCCAACAACCGCCCAUCUUCUGUGUCCCCAUCGAAACUGUGGCGCAGCAGGAGGGAGUGCUGGUUCCCCAUGUGGUGCGAUGCUGUGUGGAGGAGGUGGAGAGGAGGGGCAUGGACGAGGUGGGCAUCUACAGGAUCUCAGGGACCUCCAGUGACAUCACCGCGCUCAAGGCUGCGUUCAACACCAAUCUGCGUGAAGCGGUGACCAGGCUGAGGUGUGCAGAAGUGAACGCCGUCUCUGGCGUCCUCAAACUCUACUUCAGAGAGCUUCCUCAAUCUCUUGUACCAACCGAGCUGUUUCAGAGUCUGUCAAGAACUCUGGACAUCCAGGACAUGAGCUCACGUCUGGCCUCAAUGUUGUCCCUCCUGCAAUCGUGUCCUGAAGCCAACCGGCAGACCUUCCUCUACCUCCUGCAUCACCUCCAACGAGUCUCAGAGAGGCAAGACGUUAACAAGAUGUCUCUGCUGAACCUGGCUACAGUGUUUGGUCCCAGCCUCUUACGCCCCCCGGUGGCUGGACUGGGGUACAAUGGCCCCACUGUGGACAUCUCUCAGGAGGUGGAGGUGCAGGUUCAAGUGGUUUUCUGCUACCUGCAGUGCAACAACCUCCCUGAAGCCCAGAUCUCUCUGCCACAUGACACAGACACAGAAGAUGAGACCACCCACAACUGAGACCACCAUAGGAGUCGCGGCUGGCAGGGCGGUGAAAUAGCAAUUGUAGAAACAUCCGAACGCGGACUGUAAGACGAGACGGGUAUUUAUUAAUUAAAAUGUUUUGGGGGUUUGUUUUUUGUCAUUUAUUGUGUAACGUUAAAAUUUGUAAUUUUUUUGUAUGCAAUAUUUGUAUUUUAAUGUGGACAUUUUUGUUUCAUAUUGAAUAACUGUUAAACAUAAACCGUUACGGGCAUUUGCGUUUUUGUAUAAUUAUUUUGACUUUUUAUUUCAGCCAUACAGAGAGAAUACAGUUUCUACCUGAAGUCCACUAAUCUUUUACAUGUAAAAGCUCAUUUGAAGCAAAUAAAAGCGAAAUCUACACUUGA
Mugil cephalus (flathead mullet) is the source of this 3044-nucleotide messenger RNA. RefSeq names its product breakpoint cluster region protein. Gene Ontology annotation, cellular component: membrane. Lineage: Eukaryota; Metazoa; Chordata; Actinopteri; Mugiliformes; Mugilidae. The coding region runs from base 190 to 2676 and encodes 828 amino acids. Gene Ontology annotation, biological process: signal transduction; positive regulation of GTPase activity. The record is from RefSeq and is a predicted model, not a curated record. The transcript is spliced from 22 exons. Gene Ontology annotation, molecular function: guanyl-nucleotide exchange factor activity; GTPase activator activity.